Molecule: messenger RNA, 1032 nt
Organism: Knipowitschia caucasica
Lineage: Eukaryota; Metazoa; Chordata; Actinopteri; Gobiiformes; Gobiidae
Source: the annotation of a GenBank genome assembly
AUGCAGAACGGGGAUCCCAUGAGUCCGCAGGAGACCAAGCCAGCCGGGGCCGUGGGGGAUCAGAAGGCCCCGAAUGUGGAGCCGUCAGCCCCGCCACUGCCACCGCCCUCACCUCCACCACCAGGACCACCGGACUACCCCAGGCCCAGGCUCAUCUUCCACACCCAGCUGGCACACGGCAGUCCCACGGGUCGGAUCCACGGGUUCACCAAUGUCAAGGAACUGUAUGGGAAGAUCGCAGAGGUCUUUAGCAUCUCACCCUCAGAGUGUGUCGUCAUCAACGUGCGCCGUGGCCAACGCGAAGGCAGCGCCAGCGGUUCCUACACAUUUAUCCCACUAUUUCGGUCAAAACAGGCCCUUGGGAUGCCAAAGAAGUUCCAGGGAGAGAACUCAAAGGCAGCCACCGCCAAAGCCAGAAAAGCUGAGGCCAAGGCAGUGGCAGAUGCACACAAGAAGAAGGCUGAGGAGGAUGCUCUGUGGCAGGAAACGGACAAACAUGUUCUGAAGAAGGGUCAGAGGAAGGAUGACAAAGAGAAAAAAAGACUGGAACUACUGGAAAGAAAAAAAGAGAAUCAACGGCUUCUGGACGAGGAAGCAGCAAGAAUCAAAGGAAGAUCCACAAAUGAGGAUGUAACCGUAGGAAAAGUGACCCGGGCCCAGAUCGAACAAACUCUGCAGAACGAGCAGCAGCAGCAGCAGCAGCAGCAGGAUCAGCCCAAAGAAAAGACACAUCUGGAAACCCCACUGGAAGAGAACGUGAAUAGAAUCAUUGCAGAGGAAGGAAGUGUGGAAGCGAGAAGUAUAGAAGACGCCAUUGCAGCUCUCAGCACCGGAGGAGAGGAUCUGGACCGACACCCGGAGCGCAGAGUGAAAGCAGCGUUUGCCGCCUUUGAGGAAGUCCACAUGCCUCGUUUAAAGAAGGAAAACCCCAACAUGAGGUUGUCGCAGCUCAAGCAGCAGCUGAAAAAAGAGUGGACAAAAUCUCCAGAGAAUCCCCUCAACCAACACUUUGCGGCCUUCAAUUCAAAGUGA